Molecule: messenger RNA, 2458 nt
Organism: Salarias fasciatus (jewelled blenny)
Lineage: Eukaryota; Metazoa; Chordata; Actinopteri; Blenniiformes; Blenniidae
Gene: sirt2
Product: sirtuin 2 (silent mating type information regulation 2, homolog) 2 (S. cerevisiae)
Exons: 16
Coding region: 127-1278 (383 amino acids)
Cellular component (GO): nucleus
Molecular function (GO): transcription factor binding; histone deacetylase activity, NAD-dependent; NAD+ binding
Source: RefSeq, a predicted model, not a curated record
CGGACGACAACAAUAGACAGUCGAGUAGCCGUGCAGUGAGGUCCUGCUAGAAAAUCUCCACGUCUGGACUUUUAAACUGCUUGUCACGCAAACCUUUUUGGUUUAGGAGUCUAAGUAGGCGGAUAAAUGUCUGAAGCAUCAGAACUUCCUAAAAAAGAAGAAGAAGAGGAAGAGGUCACUUCCGAACCAGAGGAUCAAUCCGACGACAGCAGUGACGACGAGGCUGCGGGAGAAAACCAAAUGGACUUCCUGCGCAACCUCUUCUCCAGCACUCUGGGCCUCGGCUCAGCAGAGAAAGUUUUGGAUGAGCUGACUCUGGAAGGAGUGGCGAGAUACAUAAAGAGCGGCAAAUGUAAAAAUAUCAUCUGCAUGGUUGGAGCUGGAAUAUCCACAUCUGCUGGGAUUCCAGAUUUCCGCUCCCCGGGAACUGGCCUUUAUGCAAACCUGCAGAAAUACAAUCUGCCCUAUCCAGAAGCCAUCUUCCAAAUAGAUUACUUUAAGCAACACCCAGAGCCGUUCUUCGCCCUGGCAAAGGAGCUUUAUCCUGGACAGUUCAAGCCAACAAUCUGCCACUACUUCAUCAAGAUGCUGAAGGAGAAAGGGCUCCUGAGACGCUGCUAUUCACAGAACAUCGACACACUGGAGCGAGUGGCCGGGCUGGAGGGAGACGACCUGAUCGAAGCCCACGGAACCUUCUACACAUCACACUGCGUCAGUUUCUGCUGUCGUAAAGAGUACAACCUGGACUGGAUGAAAGAAAAAAUCUUUUCUGAUGACAUUCCCAAAUGUGACAAAUGUCAGAGUUUGGUCAAACCAGACAUUGUCUUCUUUGGUGAGAAUCUGCCCGUACGAUUCUUCACUGCAAUGAAGAUGGAUUUUCCUCGCUGUGACCUUCUCAUCGUCAUGGGAACGUCUCUGCAGGUCCAGCCUUUCGCGGGCCUCGUCGGCAGGGUUUCUAAAAGUUGCCCCAGACUGCUCAUAAACAUGGAGAAAGCAGGGCAGGCUGAUCCUCUGUUGGGGAUGCUCGGCUUUGGAGGAGGCAUGGACUUCGACUCAGACAAGGCUUACAGAGAUGUAGCUCACAUCAGCACGUGUGACGACGGCUGUCUGGCGCUCGCCGACCUGCUGGGAUGGAAAGCCGAGCUGGAGGAGCUGGUGAAGCAGGAACACGCCAAGAUCGACAGUCAGGACAAGAAAGAGAAAAGUGUUGAGAGCAAAGGAGCCGCGGCCAAAUCUGACACUGCCUCUGCGUCAGCAGAGCCCAAAGCCGAGGAGUAAACUGCUGUAAAAGUUUUGAUUAACAGCAACCGAUUUGAAGCUACAAGUUUGGCUUCCACGAGCUAACAACGCAGAGUUUACCGUUUCGGAGUGAAGCUUUGACGAGUGUCUAUCACACUCUGCUUUUCCUUCUGAGGAUGUUGAAAUCUCCAAGGAGAAAAAACAAAAAAACAACUUAACAUCUUGUGUUUACUCAUCUGUUUAUAUCAGUCAUUUGCACUUUACAUCAUGCUAACUUCCUAUUUGUAUUUAAUUUGCUUUAUCUUAACAUGUUUCUGAUGUGUUUGUCUCCCUUUUCCCAGUUCUGCUCCAGUACAGAGGAUCGUUCAUGAUUCUGAAACACAUUGACAGACCUGUGAAAGGUGGUUUAAAGUCUUCGCACAGUGGUUUAGAUGAGGCGCCUCAAUGCGCUGCAUCUCACUUUAGUUGUAGGUGAUUUUCCAACCGCACUGGAACUGACAGGUCAGUUUUCAAGAGGGACAUGAACUUUAUUCUAGUUGAGCUAAUCGUAACUUUAAAUAGGACAACAGUUUGUUUUUAGUAAAUGAUUUUAUUGUGCACUGAAUUUCAUUUUCUGUUGAACUUCAACACAAUUCUCAGACAUUUAACAAACAGAAUGCACCAAAGUUGCAGAAACUUUGCUCUUUGUGAAAAUUUCAAAUAAACUGCUUUACCAACAAGAUCCUCCUAAACCCUGAAGGAAAAGGGUAUGUUUUGUAAAAUUAAUAGAUCCUAAGUAUAGAUUCCAUUUUUCAGUGCUUGAUUUUUCAACAAUCUCAAAAUUAAAGUACCAACAAGCCUUAGCAGGUCCCGUCGGUGAUGUUGUAAAUAUUCUUUUCUGAGAAUACAUGGAAAAUGUAUCAGAGUCAGACACAUUUGCUAAUGCUCAGUGCUAAUGCAGUACGCAGUUAAAAAAAAAGACCAUUCACUGUCCUCACUGGUUGAUCGUUGUUUUCUGCUUAAAGUGGGAUAAUUAUGGAGGUGGGAACGUAAUGCUUACUGUGCUGUUGGAAGAAAAAAGACACAUUUUACGGAAACCUAAACUGCUUUGCGAGCAUGAAAAAAUGGCAUCAUGAAAAAAAACUAAACAUACUGGAGUCAAAACAGUGAAAUGUAACAUCUGUACAAUGUGUUGGAACUCAAUGCAACCUGCAAUAAAGUUGAUUUUUUUUCCAGCUGA